UCGCGUCAAAUCGAGCAAAGUGCGUGUGUUUUGAAUAACGAGGCUCGUUGGCUCGAGUCGACUGUUUUUUAAAUUUUUAUUCACACUCGCGCGUCCCGCGAUACGUACACGCAACAGUUUUAUAUCGAUCGGUGGAGUGGCCAAAGUGACCGUGGCGAAGAAAGGGAUGAAAAACGUCAGCGAGGAGGUUAGUUUCGCGAAGUAUCACAGAAAUGGACGCUCCGUGACUCCGAAAAUAUUGCACGAUGAAAACAAUUUAUUCGAUUAAAAGCGAAAAAGUGUCAAGUGCGCGAAAGUGUAUGGAGUGUGUGUGACACAGCAUAUGCACUUUUGGCUACUUCUCCGCUGCGGAAGAGAGUGCACGGCCUUUUAAAAAAGAACGACAGAGCAAACAGAUGUGAGAGACAGCGAGAGAGAGAGGACGCAGUUGACCGGCUGAUGGUUAUGCUGCACGUAGCCGAGACGAGAGUCCCCGCGAGUCGCCGCAAUGCUGACGGUACUCUGUCCUAACUGUAGGCACCGAUUUCCCGCGCCGGGAUGCUGUACCGGCCCGACCGCUAACAACGUCGCCACCUCGUCGACGAGUUUCACCUUCGACGGGUUCGCCGACAAAUUCAACAAUGACCCCACCAACGGCCUGCUCUACGUCAACGCGACUACCGAUUUUUCCGGCAAACAGCAGCAGGUGACGAUAAGCACGCAGUGCGGCAUCCAGUCGGGCGGGUGUUUGAUACAAAACAAGAGCAGCGCGGACGUGUUGCCGGUGCCGAGGGUCGAGGUGAAAUCGACGCUGUCGAGCGGUGGUUGCCUCGUGCAGAAGAAACCGGAGGAACAGUCCUCCGCCGCGGAGGAGGGUAGCCCCUCGUGGGACGGGCCUAUGCUCAUAAGCGAGGAACAGCUCAGGAAGAGCUUCGAGCAGGCCGCCCAGUUCCAAAAGAGCCACUCGAGGUCCACCAGCACGAACUUUGACGCCCAGCAGCAACCGGCGAGGACAGACGCGUUUCCGGACCCGCUAGGCAAAACAUUGCCGACGCAGAAUGUCACGUCGGCUCAGCCGAAACGCAAGAGCUGCGAGAGCAAGUGUUGCUGCUACUGCCGGUGCUGCUACAGCGACGACGAGGACAUGGUGUCCGGCUCGACGCAAAAGUCCCAAAAAUCAAAUUGCUGUAGUCAAAGUAGCGGUAACGACCAGUGCCUGGUGUCGGAGAAUCACAGGUUGGCCGGUUGCUGUCGCAAGAACAACGGAACCGGCGAGCCUAGCUGUAAUAUGGAAACCGACAAGUAUUCAGGGGACGUGCGUAUUCAGGUGAACGCAACGGUGCGCCUGCCCUCGUCGACGAAUAGCUGUACCCUCAACAUAACGACAACCACGACGACGACAGCCUCGCCGGUGAUAGAAAGAGUCGGUAGCGCCAACGGUCUGCUGGUAGAGCAGCCGCUGAGGCCACGCAACAACCUCAACGGCGGCGGUAUCGUCAACAUCAACCUCGUUGACGGCGGCGACGGUCUCUUGUCGUUCGACAAUCACAGGGAAGAGCAGCGACAGCAGCAACCACAACAACCGAGUACGCCUCUCUCGUGGUUGGCGCCCUGCCCUUGGGGCUUCGUCAACGGCCCGACCAAUGUCUUUUUACUCGAAAAAGACCACGCGAGGUUGGCGGAGGUCAGAAAGCUGUUGCAGGCCAGUGGCUGGUACUACGAGGGCAUCAGCUGGCAACAGAGCGAGGAUCUGUUGAAAAACUCGCCCGUUGGCACGUGGCUCAUGAGGGAUAGCUCCGACAGCAGGUAUACCUUUGCCGUGUCGGUGCAGACGGCGCGAGGACCAACGUCCGUACGGGUGUUUUACUUCAUGGGCAAGUUCAGGCUGGACGCGGAGCCUCGUUUGGCCAUGACGAUGCCGCUCUUCGACUGUCCCAUCAAGAUGAUCGAGUACUACGUCGAGUUCUCGAAACAAUUCGACCCGGACAGGCGCGAGGUCUGGGUGGAUUACACCGGCCACAUCUACUCGCAGAUCUACCUGUCGGAUCCGCUGCUGAAGAAGGUGCGCUCGCUCGCCCACCUCGCUCGCAUCGCCGUCAAUCGGGCUGGACUCGAAAAGGAGAAGGAACGCCUGCCGCCUCUCAUCAAAAACUAUCUCGCAGAGUACCCGUAUUCUAUGUAACAAUGAUGAUGAUGAUAAUUAUAAUGGACAGGAGCAGUGAGUUUUGUUUGCUUUCGAGCGAACCGAAUACUUAGGAUGGUAGUUUCUGAAUUGAGCAAUCGUAUACAUGGACCAUGUACAGUUUUCCUCUUACCCGUUUUGACGGGCCCUUCCAAUGAUUUCUGCAUAUCGGCGUGUAAUUUUCAUCACACGACCGCUUUUUAACUACGUGAUUAGUAUUGGAGCAUUUUUUUUUUUUAAGUUCGUUUUAUUCAUUCACGAUGAAUCGGUGUGAUUGAUGGGAAGGCUGAGAAAUCGUACGUAAAAGGGUGAUCAGAUGACUGAAGCUUUCGUUCUGUCGUCUGAGUAUAUUACAUUUUAUUGCUUUUCGAUUCGCAAGCGCUCUGUCCGGUGUAUUUUUUGUUGAAAAUGAUCAUACAUGACUUAGUAAGCAUACCAUUUUCAAUCAUUUAAUAGACUAGUCUUAUGAAAACAUAAUAAUUUUGUUACUGUAAAUUGUGAUUGAUUGCUUUGUCGAGAGGUGUAAAAAAUUUAACUUUUACUAGUUGAUCAAAUGUUUCGUGAUUUUUUUGCCAAUCGUCUGUUGUAUGAUUUUUUUUUCUUUUUUUUUUUUUAUUACAAAUCGUUUGUUUGGAGAAAGAACAUGCAAAGUUUACGGUAUAGAACUGUUCAGUAUUUGUAUAAUUAUACAACCUUAAUACUAGAUUAGCAAAAAUUUUGUUUGUUUCUACUAUUAUCUAAAUGAACUUUAACUUUUCUCCUAACGAAUACAUUAGUGUACUGAGCGUGUACUAAUUGGCUGUAGAUAGAUAAUUUACGAAAUUCGUAACGAGAGGCAGUUGUUUUAAUUGCUUUUUAAUGAAUGUUGAUUCAUUUGAAGAGAACAAUUUAAGUCCUGUAGCUAUACAUCACGGAUGAAAAAAUUCAAUUAAUUGACAUGAAAAAAAAAAAAAAAAAAAAAAAAAAA
Copidosoma floridanum is the source of this 3128-nucleotide messenger RNA. RefSeq lists its product as uncharacterized. Gene Ontology annotation, cellular component: phosphatidylinositol 3-kinase complex. Gene Ontology annotation, molecular function: 1-phosphatidylinositol-3-kinase regulator activity. The record is from RefSeq and is a predicted model, not a curated record. NCBI's taxonomy places the organism in Eukaryota, Metazoa, Arthropoda, Insecta, Hymenoptera, Encyrtidae. Gene Ontology annotation, biological process: phosphatidylinositol phosphate biosynthetic process; intracellular signal transduction.